ACGGUCUUGAUGGUACAGAAGGAACUGACGGUAACGUUCUGUCCUCACUUACUCAUAGUCACAACGCAUACCCUACUCCGAGUCGAAGGUGUUCGUUCCUCGUCAAAACAGGGCGUAUCAACGAGCUUCCAAAUCCGGGUAUUGAAUAGCUCCGAAUCCGAGAAGCUUGGAGCCUGUAUAUCUCUCUCGCAUUCUCAUUCAUCUGCGUCGCUCCCUUCCCCAUCUCAUGUAUGCUGACGAUUUCGGGCCGAGAGCCAAGAGACCAGAACCUUAUACGGCAUUCAACGCUUCGGAGCCGUUGUGGGGCUCGGCGCUUUCGUGGGUCGAUGUUGCUUAGUGUACGACCCGAGGAAGCACCAAUGGACGUGCACUCGACAAGCACCCUCCUACGCCUGGCCAAACAAUCCACGGUGGAUUUACGUGCUGGGUCGUACUCUCUACCUGUCACGAGCUCCUGAUCUGCCUUAGUCAGGUUCGCCGCUCUCCGAGAUGAAUCUCGACCACGUCGAUCUCGUGGAUUGCCAAACUGUUUAAAGGGCAUUGUAACGAGAUCGUGCACCAUCGACAAUUCAUACACCCUCCCGUCCUCUCACGCCAGCCAUGUCAAUCCCAGCCCAGCAGAAAGCUCUGGUUCUCGAAUCCAAGUUCGGGAAGUUCGCCUUGCAAACGACGGACGUCCCGCGCCCCGGUCCCGGUGACCUGCUGGUGAAGAUCGAGGCCGCAGCCCUCAACCCGGCGGACUGGAAGAUACAGACAUACGGCAUACUCGUCAAUGAGUACCCUGUAGUCCUAGGUGCCGAUGGGUCUGGCAUCGUGAUCGCGGUUGGCGAGAAGAUCUCCCCCGAGGCAUUCGCCGUCGGGGAUCGCGUCACCUUCCAAGGCGAUAUUGACUUAGAGAAGCAGAUGCUACGUGGUACUUAUAGUCAGUACCUCACCAUCCCCCACGAGGCCGUUGCAAAGUUUCCGGACAACUUGUCUUUCGACGAAGCAGCCACUGUUUCGAGCGGUGUUGCGACGGCCGCCUUGCCGCUGUACAACCAUGUCGAAGGAGCAGAUUCGGUCAAGCUCUUCCCUCCUUGGAAGGAGGGCGGAAGGGGAAAGUACGCAGGAAAGUCGUUCCUUGUCGUCGGGGGGGCCACAUCUAUGGGACAGUUCGCUAUUCAGUUUGCUCGCCUGUCUGGUUUCUCCCCCAUCGUGGCAACCGCCUCCCGCCACCAUACCGCGUUCCUCAAAACUCUGGGAGCGACACACGUCGUGGACCGCAAGCUCUCCACCGGAGAGCUCCAGGCCGAGUUCGCCAAGAUCGCGAGCGGGCAGUUUGAAGUGGUGUAUGAUGCCGUUUCCCUCGCGGACACCUUCCCUCUCUCCCUGGCUGCCACUGCCCCCGGCGGCCACCUCGUGGUCGUCCUUUCUGCCGCGGAGAUCGCCGAAGAGGCUGAAAAGCAAGGGAAGAAUGUGCACCAUGCGCGUGGUUGGUUCGUAGCUCCGAUCAACCGAGAGGUGUCUGGGCCGCUGCUCGCGAGCCUUCCGAAGUUGCUUGAGACCGGCGACAUCAAGCCGAACAGAGUCGAGGUCCUCCCUGGCGGACUGAACGGGGUCGUUAGUGGUUUGGAGCGGCUGAAGGCUAACCAAGUUAGUGGGGUGAAGCUCGUCGUUCACCCGCAAGAGACAGCCUGAAUAGUGUGAGACGGAGGGAUACUUCUAUUCCCAUGGCUCCUCAGCCUGAGCAAAGUGUCGAUUGGACCGUGUAUUAACCUGGAGUUUGUCUUGGUUCAUUUCGAAUCACGGCCCGGAUUCGAUAGAAAUGUCAACAUCUCAGACG
Molecule: messenger RNA, 1822 nt
Organism: Dichomitus squalens LYAD-421 SS1
Lineage: Eukaryota; Fungi; Basidiomycota; Agaricomycetes; Polyporales; Polyporaceae
Product: GroES-like protein
Exons: 5
Coding region: 601-1677 (358 amino acids)
Molecular function (GO): oxidoreductase activity, acting on NAD(P)H
Source: RefSeq, a predicted model, not a curated record